Molecule: messenger RNA, 3201 nt
Organism: Choloepus didactylus (southern two-toed sloth)
Lineage: Eukaryota; Metazoa; Chordata; Mammalia; Pilosa; Megalonychidae
Product: focal adhesion kinase 1-like
Biological process (GO): protein phosphorylation; signal complex assembly
Cellular component (GO): focal adhesion; cytoskeleton
Molecular function (GO): protein tyrosine kinase activity; ATP binding
Source: RefSeq, a predicted model, not a curated record
CUUCUGAACUAAUAUGACAGAUAUCUAGCAUCUAGCAAAAUAAUGGCAGCUGCUUACCUUGACCCAAACUUGAAUCACGCACCAAAUUCGAGUACUAAGACUCAGCUGGGUACUGGUAUGGAACGUUCCCCUGGGACGAUGGAGCGAGUACUAAAGGUCUUUCAUUACUUUGAAAACAGUAGUGAGCCAGCCACAUGGGCCAGUAUUGUCAGACACGGAGAUGCCACUGACGUCAGGGGCAUCAUUCAGAAGAUAGUGGACAGUCACAAAGUAAAGCACGUGGCCUGCUAUGGAUUUCCACUCAGUCACCUGCGGUCAGAGGAGGUUCACUGGCUACAUUUGGAUAUGGGUGUUUCCAAUGUGAGGGAGAAGUAUGAACUUGCACACCCACCAGAGGAGUGGAAAUAUGAAUUGAGAAUUCGUUAUUUGCCAAAAGGAUUUCUAAACCAGUUUACUGAAUACAAGCCAACUCUGAAUUUCUUCUAUCAGCAGGUGAAGAGUGAUUAUAUGUUAGAAAUAGCUGAUCAGGUGGACCAGGAAAUUGCUUUGAAGUUGGGUUGCCUAGAAAUAUGGCGAUCAUGUUGGGAGAUGCAGGGCAAUGCACUAGAGAAGAAGUCUGAUUAUGAAGUAUUAGAAAAAGAAGUUGGUUUAAAGCGAUUUUUUCCUAAGAGUUUACUGGAUUCUGUCAAGGCCAAAACACUAAGAAAACUGAUCCAACAAACAUUUAGACAAUUUGCCAACCUUAAUAGAGAAGAAAGUACUCUGAAGUUCUUUGAGAUUCUCUCCCCAGUGCACAGAUUUGAUAAAGAAUGCUUCAAAUGUGCUCUUGGUUCAAGCUGGAUUAUUUCUGUGGAGCUGGCAAUUGGCCCAGAAGAGGGGAUCAGUUACCUGACCGACAAAGGCUGCAGUCCUACUCAUCUGGCAGACUUUAACCAAAUGCAGACCAUUCAGUACUCAAACAGUGAGGACAAGGAAAGGAAAGGAAUGCUGCAGUUGAAAAUAGCAGGAGCACCUGAGCCUCUUACGGUGACAGCAGCGUCCUUAACCAUCGCAGAGAACAUGGCUGACUUAAUAGACGGAUUUUGCCGGCUGGUGAAUGGAGCUGCUCAGUCUUUUAUCAUCAGACCCCAAAAAGAAGGUGAACGGGCUUUACCAUCAAUACCAAAGCCGGCCAACACUGAAAAGCAAGGCGUGCGGACACACGCGGUCUCCGUGUCAGAAACAGACGACUAUGCUGAGAUCAUAGAUGAAGAAUAUACUUAUACCAUGCCCUCAACCAGGGAUUAUGAAAUUCAAAGAGAAGAACUUGGAAGGUGUAUUGGAGAAGGCCAGUUUGGAGAUGUACAUCAAGGAGUUUACAUGAGUCCAGAGAAUCCAGCUUUGGCUGUUGCAAUUAAAACAUGUAAAAACUGUACUUCAGACAGCAUGAGAGAGAAAUUCCUUCAAGAAGCCUUGACAAUGUGUCAGUUUGAUCAUCCUCAUAUCGUGAAGCUCAUUGGUGUCAUCACGGAGAACCCCGUCUGGAUAAUCAUGGAGCUGUGCACGCUGGGGGAGCUGAGGUCAUUUUUGCAAGUAAGGAAAUACAGUCUGGAUCUGGCCUCUUUGAUCCUGUAUGCCUAUCAGCUUAGUACAGCUCUUGCCUAUCUAGAGAGCAAAAGAUUUGUACACAGGGGCAUUGCUGCUUGGAAUGUUCUGGUUUCCUCAACUGAUUGUGUAAAAUUAGGAGACUUCGGAUUAUCCCGAUAUAUGGAAGACAGUACUUACUACAAAGCUUCCAAAGGAAAAUUGCCUAUUAAAUGGAUGGCUCCAGAGUCCAUCAAUUUUCGAUGUUUUACCUCAGCUAGUGACGUGUGGAUGUUUGGUGUGUGUAUGUGGGAGAUACUGAUGCACGGUGUGAAGCCUUUUCAAGGAGUGAAGAACAAUGACGUGAUUGGAUGCAUUGAAAAUGGAGAAAGAUUGCCAAUGCCUCCAAACUGCCCUCCUACUCUCUACAGCCUUAUGACAAAGUGCUGGGCCUACAACCCCAGACGGAGGCCCAGGUUCACUGAACUUAAAGCCCAGCUCAGCACAAUCCUGGAGGAGGAGAAGGUUCAGCAAGAAGAAUGGAUGAGAAUGGAAUCGAGAAGACAGGUCACAGUGUCCUGGGACUCAGGAGGGUCCGAUGAAGCACCUCCCAAGCCCAGCAGGCCAGGUUAUCCCAGCCCGAGGUCCAGUGAAGGAUUUUACCCCAGCCCCCAGCACCUGGUGCAGACCAAUCACUACCAGGUCUCUGGCUAUCCCAGUUCUCAUGGAAUCACUGCCAUGGCUGGCAGCAUCUACCCGGGUCAGGCGUCUCUUUUGGACCAAAUGGAUUCGUGAAAUCAGAGGCCUCAGGAGAUACCAAUGUGGCAGCCCAGCCUGGAGGACUCUGCAGCACUGGACAUGCGAGGAAUCAGGCAGGUAUUGCCAGCCCACCUGAUGGAAGAGAGGCUGAUACGGCAGCAGCAGGAGAUGGAAGAAGAUCAGCACUGGCUAGAAAAAGAGGAGAGAUUCCUGAAGCCUGACGUGAGGCUCUCGCGAGGCAGCAUCGACCGAGAGGACAGCGGCGGCCCAGGUCUGACUGGAAACCAGCACAUCUAUCAGCCUGUGGGGAAACGACCUUGCAGCUCCACCAAGAAACUGCCACGCCCUGGAGCCCCUGGUCACCUGGGCGGCCUUGCUGGCCUCGGCAGUCCCAGGGACAGUUACAACGAGGGUGUCAAGCCAUGGAGGCUUCAACCCCAGGAAAUCAGCCCUCCACCUACUGCCAACCUCGACCGGUCCAAUGACAAGGUGUAUGAGAAUGUCACAGGCCUCGUGAAAGCGGUCAUCGAAAUGUCCGGUAAAAUCCAGCCAGCCCCACCCGAGGAGUAUGUUCCAAUGGUGAAGAGGGUCGGCUUGGCCCUGUGGACGCUGCUGGCCACUGUGGAUGAGACCAUUCCCGUCCUGCCGGCCAGCACGCACCGAGAGAUCGAGAUGGCCCAGAAGCUGCUGAACUCCAACCUGGGUGAGCUCAUCAACAAGAUGAAGCUGGCCCAGCAGUAUGUCAUGACCAGCCUUCAGCAGGAGUACAAAAAGCAGAUGCUGACGAGCGCCCACGCCCUGGCUGUGGAUGCCAAAAACUUGCUGGACAUCAUUGACCAGGCGAGACUGAAGAUGAUUGGGCAGGCGCGGCCGCACUAG